Molecule: messenger RNA, 399 nt
Organism: Pisolithus orientalis
Lineage: Eukaryota; Fungi; Basidiomycota; Agaricomycetes; Boletales; Pisolithaceae
Exons: 2
Source: RefSeq, a predicted model, not a curated record
AUUCUCUGGGACCUGUACAAGCACAAUUUCUGCUUUGAGCUGGUCGCCCUGGACUGUCUGCUGGUGCCCACCCUCUGGUCAAGUGUGGAAUCUGAGCAGCUGGACCAAGUCUGUCAGAUCUUCCCAGGAGAUUUGGAGCUUACCAUGUUUGCUGAACCCUUCCUGGUUAAGGAUCGAGGUCUGGCCUCACUAGAACCCCAAAUGAAGCUGGAAUAUGUUGAGAGGUUCUGGAUGUUGCUCACUUUGUGGCCAGGGUUUCUGCCAGAUUUGGGAACCUCACUUCCAUCAUCAGCCUCACCAGUGCAUGUUUAUGCAGUGGAAAAAUGGCUUGCAUUAUUUUACAUGCAGUCAUUCUUUGAUAACUUUGGUCAUUUCCCUAUCAUCCUCCAUCUUAUUCCG